This is a messenger RNA of Lasiodiplodia theobromae, 876 nucleotides long. Its product is annotated as Nad dependent epimerase dehydratase. The record is from RefSeq and is a predicted model, not a curated record. Lineage: Eukaryota; Fungi; Ascomycota; Dothideomycetes; Botryosphaeriales; Botryosphaeriaceae. Gene Ontology annotation, molecular function: protein-containing complex binding. The transcript has 4 exons. Bases 1 to 876 code for a protein of 291 amino acids. Gene Ontology annotation, cellular component: mitochondrion.
AUGGCGUCGUCGACUGCGAGGAAGAUAGUGGUGUGCGGAGGCAAUGGCUUUCUUGGUUCACGCAUCUGCAAGGCCGCCGUACACCGCGGCUGGACCGUGACCUCCAUCAGCCGCUCCGGCGAGCCCACAUGGUCUGCAGUCACCUCCUCCGAUGAGCGCCCUCCGUGGGCCGCCAACGUGCAGUGGCGCCGGGCCAACGUGCUGAACCCGGACGAAUACGCCCAGGAUCUGGAUGGUGCCGACGCCGUCGUGCACAGCAUGGGCAUCCUGCUCGAGGCCGACUACAAGGGUGUGCUGCAGGGCAAGGAGUCGCCGUUCAGCGGCCUCUCGCGGGCUUUCUCUUCGACCAAGCAGGGCAGCCAGAAUCCUCUCGAACGCAAGCCCGGCGAGGAACUUCGGUCACAGGAGAAGGACGGCCAGCUGACGUACGAGCUGAUGAACCGGGACUCUGCAAUCCUCCUCGCCAAAGAAGCCGCUGCCCACCGCGUCCCGACCUUCAUCUACAUCUCCGCCGCAGCCGGCGCCCCUGUCCUCCCCUCCCGCUACAUCACGACCAAACGCGAGGCCGAAUCGACCAUCUCGUCGCAGUUCCCGACGAUGCGCAGCGUCUUCGUGCGGGCGCCGUUCAUGUGGGACAGCUCGCGCGCUUUUACGGUGCCGCUGGCCGCCGCCACGGGCGUCGCGUCGCUGUUCAACAGCGCCGUCGGCGGCCGCCUGACGUGGCUGAUGGGCGCGGGCGGCACGAAGCCGCUCAAGGCGGACCUGGUCGGCGAGGCGGUGGUCGAGGCGGUCGAGGGCGGUGAGGCGAGCGGCCCCGUCGAAGUGCCCGAGAUCGAGGCGUUAGCGACGAAGCAUUGGCGCAGGAACAUGUUGUAG